GUCGAUGCAUUACGAUUACGUCUGGAAGAGAAGGAGACUAUGCUAAAUAAGAAGACAAAACAGAUUCAGGAGAUGGCAGAGGAGAAGGGGACUCAAGCAGGAGAGAUCCAUGACCUCAAGGACAUGUUAGAGGUGAAGGAACGCAAAGUUAAUGUUCUUCAGAAGAAGAUUGAAAAUCUUCAAGAGCAGUUAAGAGACAAGGAGAAGCAAAUGAGCAGCUUAAAGGAUCGAGUGAAAUCCUUGCAGGCUGACACCACAAAUACUGACACCGCCUUGACCACGCUGGAAGAAGCACUUGCAGAAAAAGAAAGGACCAUUGAGCGCCUAAAGGAGCAACGUGACAGAGAUGAACGAGAAAAACAGGAAGAGAUCGACAACUACAAAAAAGACAUUAAAGACCUGAAAGAGAAAGUCAGCAUUUUACAAGGAGAUCUUACAGAGAAAGAGUCAUCCUUACUGGAUCUGAAGGAACAUGCUUCAUCCUUAGCUUCAUCAGGGCUGAAGAAGGAUUCAAGACUCAAGACACUGGAAAUUGCAUUGGAACAGAAAAAGGAAGAAUGUUUGAAGAUGGAAACUCAAUUGAAGAAGGCUCAUGAGGCAACGCUGGAGGCUAGGGCCAGCCCAGAGCUGAAUGAUCGUAUGCAGCAGCUGGAAAGGGAGGUAACACGGUAUCGGGACGAAUCUAGCAAGGCUCAAGCUGAAGUGGAUCGUCUUCUGGAAAUCUUGAAAGAGAUGGAAAAUGAGAAGAAUGAUAAGGAUAAGAAGAUAGCAGAACUGGAGAGCCUCACCUCAAGGCAAGUUAAAGAUCAAAAUAAGAAAGUAGCAAAUCUGAAGCACAAAGAGCAAGUGGAGAAAAAGAAGAGUGCACAGAUGCUGGAGGAGGCCAGGAGACGAGAGGAUAAUCUUAAUGACAGCUCUCAACAGCUUCAGGACAAUCUACGUAAAAAGGAUGAUCGGAUUGAAGAAUUGGAAGAGGCACUCAGAGAAAGUGUUCAGAUAACUGCAGAGCGGGAAAUGGUGCUAGCACAAGAGGAGUCAGCCAGGAUCAAUGCUGAGAAACAGGUAGAAGAGCUGAUGAUGGCCAUGGAGAAGGUUAAGCAGGAGCUGGAGUCGAUGAAAGCAAAAUUGUCCUCUACACAACAGUCUUUGGCUGAGAAGGAAACCCAUUUGACCAACCUACGAGCUGAAAGAAGGAAACAUUUGGAGGAAGUCCUGGAGAUGAAACAAGAAGCCCUUCUUGCUGCCAUUAGUGAAAAAGAUGCCAAUAUUGCUCUGCUAGAACUUUCAUCCUCUAAGAAGAAGACCCAAGAUGAAGUGGCUGCACUGAAACGAGAGAAAGACCGCCUUGUGCAACAGCUCAAGCAGCAGACUCAGAACCGUAUGAAGCUGAUGGCUGACAACUAUGAGGAUGACCACCUCAAAUCCUCAUCCCAUUCCAACCAAACCAAUCACAAGCCCUCCCCUGACCAGAUAAUUCAGCCCCUCUUAGAACUUGAUCAGAAUCGCAGCAAGUUGAAGUUGUACAUUGGACAUCUGACAGCCCUCUGCCAUGACCGUGACCCCCUGAUUCUGCGUGGACUCACCCCACCUGCUUCCUACCACCUGGAUGAUGACCGGGCAGCUUGGGAGAAAGAGCUGCAGAAGAUGACCCAGGAGCAGCUUCAUGACGAGUUAGAAAAGGGCGAGAAGGAAAGCGCGGAGCUGCAGGAGUUUGCCAAUGCCAUCUUACAGCAGAUAGCGGAUCACUGCCCUGACAUCCUGGAGCAAGUCGUCAAUGCACUUGAGGAGUCGUCAUGA
Fulmarus glacialis (Northern fulmar) is the source of this 1797-nucleotide messenger RNA. RefSeq names its product ELKS/RAB6-interacting/CAST family member 1 (gene ERC1). The transcript is spliced from 13 exons. The record is from RefSeq and is a predicted model, not a curated record. Gene Ontology annotation, cellular component: cytoskeleton of presynaptic active zone. Gene Ontology annotation, biological process: neuromuscular synaptic transmission; maintenance of presynaptic active zone structure; regulation of synaptic plasticity. Gene Ontology annotation, molecular function: structural constituent of presynaptic active zone. NCBI's taxonomy places the organism in Eukaryota, Metazoa, Chordata, Aves, Procellariiformes, Procellariidae. The annotation marks the transcript as partial.